Ogataea angusta is the source of this 684-nucleotide messenger RNA. RefSeq lists its product as uncharacterized. Lineage: Eukaryota; Fungi; Ascomycota; Pichiomycetes; Pichiales; Pichiaceae. Bases 1 to 684 code for a protein of 227 amino acids. The record is from RefSeq and is a predicted model, not a curated record. Gene Ontology annotation, cellular component: proteasome core complex, alpha-subunit complex; cytosol; nucleus. The transcript is spliced from 2 exons.
AUGUCUGUUGAGUACGCGUUCAAGGCCGUGAACUCGUCCAACAUCACUUGUCUGGGAGUUGUUGGCGAGGACUCGUCGGUCGUUGUUUCGCAGAAGAAGAUUCCCGACAAGCUGCUGGACCCAAGCACGAUCAGCUACAUUUUCCAGGUGUCGGAUUCGAUCGGAAUGCUGGCCACAGGGGCCAUUGCCGACGCGCGGUCGCUGGCCAUGAGGGCCCGGGCUGAGGCCGCAGAGUUCAAGUAUAAAUACGGCUACGAGAUGCCGGUGGACGCGCUAGCCAAGAGGAUGGCGAACCUGGCUCAGCUGUACACACAGAAAGCAUACAUGAGACCGAUGGGAGUGGCGUUGACGUUUGUGUCUGUGGAUGACGAACUGGGGCCGAGCGUGUUCAAGACGGACCCUGCCGGGUACUAUUUCCGUGCCAUUGCGACGUCGACGGGCCCUAAGCAGCAGGAGGUGACCACGGCUCUGGAGCGCGCGCACAAGAAGAAGAAGGACGGGGUUCUGGUGAAAGGCGACUGGACCAAGGUGGUGGAGUUUGCAAUUAUUACGCUGAGUAAUGCGCUGAGCACAGAUUUCAGGAAAAACGACCUGGAGGUCGGGGUUGCUACAAAGGACGGGUUCCGGAGCCUGACGCCGGACGAGAUCGACGAGAGGCUGAUUGCCAUUGCUGAGCAGGAUUGA